GUGUAUUCCAAACCGAAAUCAAGAAUUGUGGAACAACCUUAUCCUACGUAUGGCAAUAUGUUUGAUGAGAAUGGUUCAACUCCUAGAAGGGUGUCGAUACCUCAAAAGCCGCGAUUGAUGGAGUCUCCGGGGCAGGAUAUGGAUGAAGAGAUUUACAAGGUGAUGAAAUUGAAUAAAGAGAAGCAUAGGAGAGUGAAGAUUAAGUUUUCACUUGAGGUAAUUGCUUUUGGGUGCAUAUUGGGGUGCUUAGUGGCUAGCUUCACUGCCAAUGGAUUGAAGACUUUGAUUGUGUGGGGUUUGGAGUUUUGGAAAUGGUGUGUGCUUGUGAUGGUGAUCUUCUCGGGAAUGUUGAUUACCAAUUGGUUUAUGCGUGUGGUUGUGUUCUUGAUUGAAAGGAACUUUUUGCUAAGGAAGAAGGUGCUGUAUUUUGUCCAUGGGCUGAAGAAGAGUGUUCAGGUCUAUAUUUGGUUGAGUUUUGUUCUUCUUACAUGUGUAUUGCUUUUCAAUCACGGGGUUAAGCGAUCAAAGACCGCCGUCAAGAUUUUGGGUUAUGUUACCCGGACUCUAGUUUCGCUUCUGGUUGGAUCAUUUUUGUGGUUAAUGAAGACUUUGUUGCUAAAGAUUUUGGCAUCGAAUUUCCAUGUGAACACCUUCUUUGAUAGAAUUCAGGAAUCAAUCUUCCAUCAGUAUGUACUUCAGACCCUUUCGGGGCCUCCCCAGGUAGUGGAGGCAGAGAGCAUUGGGAGAUCGCCGGGCGCUGGUCGGUUGACCAUCAGGAGUAAGAAGAAGAGAAAAGUCAAGAAGGAGAAAGAGAUAAUCGAUAUUGGGAAACUUCAUAAGAUGAAACACGGAAAGGUUUCUGCUUGGACCAUGAAGGUGUUGGUUGAUGCAGUGAUGAGUUCAGGGCUUUCCACAAUCUCGAAUAUACUUGAUGAGAGUGUUGAUGACGAAGAUGGUGAGCGGACAGAUAAGGAGAUUACCAAUGAGAUGGAAGCAAAUGCCGCUGCCUAUCACAUUUUCUGGAAUGUCGCACAGCCUGGUUGCAGUUACAUUGAUGAGGACCACCUUCUGAGAUUCAUGGUUAAGGAAGAAGUGGAUCUUGUGUUUCCACUGUUGGAAGGAGGAGAGACAGGAAGGAUCGACAGCAAAGAUCUUACAGACUGGGUGGUCAAGGUUUACAAGGGCCGCAAAGCACUAGCACAUGCUUUAAACGACACCAAAACUGCUGUCAAGCAGUUAAACAAAAUUGUGACAGUCAUCUUGAUUAUGUUGACCACUCUUCUAUGGCUUCUUUUGAUGGAAAUUGCGACAACAAAAGUUCUUCUUUUUCUCUCGUCACAGUUUGUCGUGGUGGCUUUUAUCUUUGGAAAUACCUGCAAGACCAUAUUUGAAGCUAUAAUAUUUGUCUUUGUAAUGCAUCCAUUUGAUGUUGGAGAUCGAUGUGUCAUUGAUGAUAUUCCGAUGAUGGUUGAAGAGAUGAACAUUUUAACAACAGUCUUCCUGAAGCUGGAUAAUGAAAAGGUUUAUUAUCCAAAUUCAAUUUUGGCCACGAAACCCAUCAGCAAUUACUACAGAAGCCCUGAUAUGGGUGAUUCUGUUGAAUUUGCGAUUGAUUUUAUGACACCAGUCGACAGGAUUGGGAUGCUCAAAGAUAAAAUUACACAAUUGAAAGAAUCGUCAUCUUUUAGCCCUCUUGCCAUUAUUCUGAAUCAAAACAAAUUGACUGGACCAAAUUAUCUAGAUUGGAAGCGUAAUUUGGAUAUUGUGCUAAUUGCUGAAGGGCACAAGUUUGUGCUGACUCAGCCAUGUCCCGAGGUCCCACCUCUAGAUGCCUCUCAAGAGGACAAGCAGCGAUAUGAUCGUUGGAAUAAGUCCAAUGAGAUGGCCAAGUGUUACAUUUUGGCAUCUUUGUCAAAUGUACUCCAACAUCAGAUGCAAACCAUGUCACUUGCUUCAGACAUCAUGCUUAAUCUAAAGGAGAUGUUUGGUGACCAAGGUCGUGCUGCUAGGCAAGGCAUGAUGAGGAGCCUUCUUAAUGCUAGGAUGACUGAAGGAACUCAAAGUCGGGAUCAUUGUCUAAAAAUGAUCGCCUGUUUAAAUGAACUAAAGGUUUUGGGUGCAGAGAUUGAUGCAGAAUCUCAAGUGGAUAUGAUCCUCCAGUCCCUACCAGAUUCGUUCAAUCAAUUCAAACUUGAUCUUUCUAUGAAUAAAAAGUCUUAUACUUUAUUUGAAUUGAUGAAUGAGAUCGUCGCAGGGGAAGGCAUCAUGAAAGACAAGGAAAGUGUGAAUAAGACUCAAGCUUCCACUUCUAAGUCUCAACUAAAAGGCAAAGACGAAAAGAACAUACAGGGAACCAAGCAGGUAGGAAAGCAAGGUACUCCAGAAGUGAACAAGGUUGAAAACAAGGCAACAAAGGGUAAAUCAAAGGGGAAAUGUUUCAAAUGCGGUGAUGCGGGGCAUUGGAAGAGAAAUUGCCCUAAGUAUCUAGCUAUCAAGCAUCACGGGGUUUCGGAAGACCAAACGAUUGAGUGAUGAAGAGAUGUGCAUGACACUCAAAGAUGUGCCGUGAGUUCUAGUUUUAUCUAUUGGAGUUUUUCAUUUGUAUUUUGAAUGUAGAGUUUUAAUUUUAUCAUACUAUCUUUAUGUUACUUUUAUUUAUAGAAAUUUGACUUCUUUGACUUAUUUGGGUAAAUGCGAUUGUACUUCGAUUUGGAAGGAUAUAGCAAUAACAAAGAAAGGUAAAAUGUUUAUCUAUUCUAGUUC
Corylus avellana is the source of this 2763-nucleotide messenger RNA. RefSeq names its product mechanosensitive ion channel protein 10. Gene Ontology annotation, molecular function: nucleic acid binding; mechanosensitive monoatomic ion channel activity; zinc ion binding. Gene Ontology annotation, cellular component: plasma membrane. The record is from RefSeq and is a predicted model, not a curated record. Lineage: Eukaryota; Viridiplantae; Streptophyta; Magnoliopsida; Fagales; Betulaceae. Gene Ontology annotation, biological process: detection of mechanical stimulus; transmembrane transport; monoatomic anion transport.